AUAGAAAAUCCACAAAAUAUUUAAACACUAAAUAAUAUAAAUUUCUAAGGUGGGAAAACGAUUGGCUGAGAGUGCGAACUCCGUAUUGAGGUACACAUUCUGAGAGUCGCCAGUGCCGCCUGGAAGAAAUGAAGCCCCACCACACUCACCGAGGCUUCACCUCCAGACCACCACCAGCACUACAUCUAUACCCCACUCACCGCCGCCUCAGUGUUUCACCAGAAAUCGAUCUCCGGCCACGAAUCUCGCCGGAAAACCAUCGUUCAAGGCAUGUUUCAGCCAAGAAGCGACGCCGCAUCACUCUCAACAUCCGCCAUAUUGCCGAAAAUUCCGGCGAAUUUGGCCGGAGUUCGACUACGGGAAGGCGUGAUGUGCUGGUCACGCCGUUCCUGGCAAUCGGUGCUUGUUUUUUGAGGUCAGCGGUGGCGAGAGCGGAUGAGAAGACGCUGGAGAGUGGUGCUGCCACACCCCCGCCCGAGACGGUGACGGCCACGACGGCUCCUCCGGUGGCGAAGGUUGAGGAGGAGGCUAUAAGUUCGAGAGUUUAUGAUGCGACGGUGAUCGGAGAGCCGAUGGCGGUGGGGAAGGAUAAGAGGAAGGUUUGGGAUAAGUUGAUGAAUGCUAGGGUUGUGUAUUUAGGUGAAGCUGAACAAGUUCCGAUUGGUGAUGAUAAGGUAUUGGAGCUUGAGAUUGCGAAGAAUUUGAGAAAGAGGUGUUUGGAGGCUGAACGUCCGUUGUCUUUGGCUUUGGAAGCUUUUCCUUGUAAUUUACAGGAACAGCUCAACCAAUACAUGGAUAAAAGAAUUGAUGGAGAAACCCUAAAGUCUUUUGCAUCACAUUGGCCACCUCAACGCUGGCAGGAAUAUGAGCCACUCUUAACUUACUGUCGUGAUAAUGGGGUUGGCCUUGUUGCUUGUGGUACUCCACUUGAGGUCUUGAGGACUGUUCAAGCUGAAGGUAUUCGUGGUCUUUCUAAAGCUGACCGUAAAAUUUAUGCUCCUCCAGCUGGUUCAGGAUUCAUUUCAGGCUUUACUUCUAUCUCGCGCAGAUCAUCGGCUGAUAUUAACUUUCCUAGCCAGUCUGCUUCUUUUGGGCCAAGUUCAUAUCUAUCUGCACAAGCAAGAGUAGUGGAGGAAUACACAGUGUCCGAGGUCAUCUUACGAGCGAUGUCAAAUGGAAGAGCCACUGGUAUGCUAGUAGUGGUUACUGGUGCAAGCCAUGUUACAUAUGGGUCAAGUGGGACUGGGCUACCAGCAAGAAUUUCAAGGAAGAUACCAAAGAAAAAUCAAGUUGUUAUCUUACUUGACCCGGAAAGGCAAUACAUAAGAAGGGAGGGAGAAGUUCCUGUUGCUGAUUUCUUAUGGUAUUCUGCUGCCAGACCCUGCAGUAGGAAUUGUUUUGAUCGUGCUGAAAUUGCCCGAGUGAUGAAUGCAGCUGGCAGGAGGAGAGAUGGCCUACCCCAAGACCUUCAAAAAGGACUUGAUCUUGGUGUGGUAUCCCCGGAAGUCCUGCAGAAUUUUUUUGAUCUGGAGCAAUAUCCUUUUAUUUCAGAACUCACUCAUCAAUUCCAGGGAUUCAGGGAGAGAUUAUUGGCAGAUCCCAAAUUUUUACAUAGACUAGCUAUAGAAGAAGCUAUAUCAAUUACAACUACUCUCUUAGCACAGUAUGAGAGGCGUAAAGAAAAUUUCUUUGAAGAGCUUGACUAUGUUAUUACGGAUACUGUCAGGGGAUCAGUUGUUGAUUUUUUCACUGUAUGGCUUCCUGCUCCAACCUUGUCUUUCCUUUCAAUUGGAGAUACGAUAGAUACACCAGACAGCGUGGAAACAUUAAAGGGCUUACUUGGUUCCAUACCUGAUAAUGCAUUUCAAAAGAAUAUUGCUGGGAAGGACUGGAAUGUGAAUCAUAGAGUUGCAUCAGUACUUUUUGGUGGUUUGAAGCUUGCUGGUGUUGGAUUUAUUUCCAGUAUUGGCACUGCGGUUGCCUCAAAUAUUUUGUAUGCAGUACGCAAAUUACUGAAUCCAGCACUUGACACCAAACAACGGAUUAAAAGAUCACCAAUACUUAAAACAGCAGUUGUGUAUGGGGGCUUUUUGGGAACUUCAGCAAAUCUCCGGUAUCAGGUUAUUGCUGGAAUAGUGGAGCACAGAAUUUCUGAUCAAUUUGCCUCUCAAACAUUACUUGUAAAUAUGCUAUCUUUUUUUGUUCGGACUGUCAACUCCUAUUGGGGAACCCAGCAAUGGGUCGAUUUAGCGCGGUUUACAGGACUGCAAGCUACGAAGAGCGAACCACCCUCUUUCCAGACUCCAGAUUCUCCAAAUCAAGCUGCACUGGAAUGCAACGCUCCAGAAGAGGCUGCUAUUGAUGAAAUCAAGAAUCAGUGAGGUCAUAAUUCUUCUUCAUUUGUUAGUUUUUGAAGCUUCCAAUACAACUGUUAUACAUCAAUCCGAGUUUCCAACCUACAAGUGUUUUUCUGGGAUGACAAAAUUGUACAUUCAAAGUCGACGGGGCAGGACUAGAUCAAGCAAAUUAGAAUCAUUCUUUUGGAGGUUAGGUUGGGAAUACUUGAUUAAAUUGUUGUCUAGAUUUUAAGUACAAUCAUGUAUUUUAGUUUUGUAAAUCAGAUUUUGGUUUGAUCUAUAGUAGUAUGAUAGAAUCAUGAAUUUUACAAUUAAA
This is a messenger RNA of Camellia sinensis, 2673 nucleotides long. Its product is annotated as protein RETICULATA-RELATED 5, chloroplastic. The record is from RefSeq and is a predicted model, not a curated record. Lineage: Eukaryota; Viridiplantae; Streptophyta; Magnoliopsida; Ericales; Theaceae.